Molecule: messenger RNA, 1318 nt
Organism: Tarenaya hassleriana
Lineage: Eukaryota; Viridiplantae; Streptophyta; Magnoliopsida; Brassicales; Cleomaceae
Product: mitochondrial outer membrane protein porin 4-like
Exons: 7
Coding region: 213-1043 (276 amino acids)
Biological process (GO): monoatomic anion transmembrane transport
Cellular component (GO): mitochondrial outer membrane
Molecular function (GO): voltage-gated monoatomic anion channel activity
Source: RefSeq, a predicted model, not a curated record
CCCCCUCUUUUUUCUUCCUCUUUCAUUUCUCGAGGCCACAGUCUUGCUACCUCUUUCUCUGAUACGCCGCCGUAGCCUUAUUCCGUCUUUGAGGCGGCGGAGUUCUUAGGAUUUUUUCCCGGCGAUCGUCGGUGUACUUCGGUUUUGCUUGCUCCGGUUUUCUUCCUCGAUCUUUCAUUGAACUUCCAUUGUGUUCCUUUGCGCUCCUGAAGAUGGGAGGCAGUCCAGCUCCAUUUGCGGAUAUUGGCAAGAAAGCCAAAGAUCUCCUGAACAAGGAUUACAUUUUCGACCAGAAGUUUACUCUGACAAUGCUGAGUGCCACAGGAACGGAACUUGUGGCUACAGGUUUAAAGAAGGAUGAAUUCUUUUUUGGCGACUUAAGCACUCUUUACAAAGGCAAAAACACCAUUGUGGAUAUGAAGAUUGAUAGUUACUCCAACAUGUCAGCUAAAGUUACUGUAAACAAUCUGUUGCCUACUGCCAAAGCAUCAAUCAGCUUUAGAAUACCUGAUCAUAAGUCUGGCAAGCUGGAUGUGCAAUAUGUUCAUCCUCACGCCACGAUCAAUUCUAGCAUCGGCCUGAACCCAACUCCUCUGCUAGAUAUUUCAGCAACAAUUGGAAGCCAAGAUCUAUGCCUAGGUGGCGAAGUCGGUUUCGACACAGCUACUGCUUCACUAACCAAGUGUAACGUUGGGAUUGGCUUGAACAAGACAGACUUCUCUACAGCACUCAUACUGGGGGACAAAGGAGAGACGUUGAAAGCAUCAUACGUCCACACAGUGAACCAAAACACAGCAAUAGGUGCAGAAUUAACGCACAGCAUCUACAACUAUAACAGCAGCACCUUCACCAUAGGGAGCUCUCACGCGGUGGAUAGUUUCACGGCGGUGAAGACGAGAUUCUCUGACAAAGGGAGAGCAGGAAUCGUAGUCCAGAGGGAAUGGAGGCCUAAUUCCCUCGUCACGUUCUCGGCCGAGUACGACCCGAAGGCCGCCGUCAAUGCGUCUCCGAGGCUGGGUCUUGCCCUUGCUCUCAAGCCCUGAGUAUAAUACGACCCGAAAAGUAAGGCCCUUUUCCCCCCUUUUGUCUUUUAGCCUUCCCUUGAUAUUUCGUACGGUAGCAUUCAUUUCUUAGCAACCCACAAAACAAAAACGAAAGGGUUUAGUUAGUGGCUUUUGCGUUAGGGUUUUAGUAAACAUUGUGUGAUAAGGAAAAAAAUAAUAAUAAUGGCUUUUCGUGAGAUGGGAUUCUUAUCUUACACCCACCGACCCAUUGUAUUGGCAAAUUGGCUAAAUGGUGUUCCCACAAAUACGAACAA